This is a messenger RNA of Syzygium oleosum, 3185 nucleotides long. RefSeq names its product protein argonaute 4-like. The record is from RefSeq and is a predicted model, not a curated record. The transcript has 24 exons. Gene Ontology annotation, molecular function: RNA binding; protein binding. Gene Ontology annotation, biological process: regulatory ncRNA-mediated post-transcriptional gene silencing. Bases 137 to 2890 code for a protein of 917 amino acids. Lineage: Eukaryota; Viridiplantae; Streptophyta; Magnoliopsida; Myrtales; Myrtaceae. Gene Ontology annotation, cellular component: cytoplasm.
UCUUCCUUCUUUCUUUUUCUUCACUGUUUGUUUCCGGUGUCCGAGGGUUUUCUUUUGGCUUUCUCCUUCGGCUCUGCCGAGGAUUCUGCCAAGAUUCGACUUUCGGCUGCAGCUUCUCGUUUGGUGAGGAUCUAGCAUGGAACCCUCUGGUCCCGAGGGAAAUGGGGCGCACAACGGUGUGCAACCUCCCUCAUCUGAUGUCCCGUCGAAUGACGUUCCCGGUCAAGUGGAGGAAGUAAAUGCUCCUGCACCACUGAAGAAAAAGGCUGCACGGGUUCCAAUAGCCAGGCGAGGGCUUGGUUCCAAAGGCCAAAAGAUAGCCCUUCUGACAAAUCACUUCAAAGUCAAUGUUACAAAUGUUGAUGGCCAGUUCUUCCAUUAUUCUGUAGCCGUGUCUUAUGAAGAUGGUCGCCCUGUGGAUGCAAAGGGCGUUGGACGACGAGUGAUGGACAGAGUGCAGGAGACUUAUAGCAGUGAAUUAUCUGGAAAGGACUUUGCAUAUGAUGGAGAGAAGAGUUUGUUUACCAUUGGGCCUCUUCCAUGCAACAAACUUGAAUUCACAGUCGUUCUUGAGGAUGUAUCAUCAAGCAGGAAUAAUGGAAAUGCUAGUCCCGAUGCUCAUGGAAGUCCAAAUCACAGCGAUCGGAAGAGAAUGCGGCGACCUUAUCAGUCAAAAACUUUUAAAGUAGAAAUUAGCUUUGCUGCGAAGAUACCCAUGCAGGCGAUUGCUAAUGCUCUGCGGGGUCAAGAAUCAGAGAAUUUCCAGGAAGCCGUUAGGGUGCUGGAUAUAAUACUGAGGCAGCAUGCAGCUAAGCAGGGAUGCCUUCUUGUUCGCCAGUCAUUCUUUCAUGGUGAUCCAAGAAACUUUGCCGAUGUGGGGGGUGGUGUUCUUGGAUGUAGAGGAUUUCAUUCGAGCUUCAGAACUACCCAGGGAGGCUUGUCCCUUAAUAUAGAUGUAUCGACUACCAUGAUCAUACAACCUGGGCCAGUGGUCGAUUUUCUAAUUGCGAACCAGAACGUGAAGGAUCCUUACUCACUUGACUGGGCGAAGGCCAAGCGGACGCUCAAGAAUCUUCGGAUUAAGGCGAGCCCCUCAAAUGCCGAGUACAAGAUAACUGGACUAAGUGAAAGUCCGUGCAAGGACCAACUAUUCUCACUGAAGCAGAGGAGUGGAAAUGCUGAUGGGGAGGUUCACGCUGUGGAAGUUACUGUUUAUGAUUAUUUUGUCAACCAUAGGAAGAUAGAUUUGCGUUACUCUGGAGAUUUUCCAUGCAUUAAUGUUGGGAAACCAAUGCGUCCAACUUACAUACCACUGGAGCUCUGUUCAUUGGUGUCCUUGCAACGUUACACAAAAUCUUUGACAAAUUUCCAAAGAGCUUCACUGGUUGAGAAGUCGAGGCAGAAGCCCCAAGAAAGGAUGAGGGUUUUAUCAGAUGCUCUGAAGCGGAGCAACUAUGAUUCUGAACCUAUGCUACUUUCAUGCGGCAUCACAAUUAGCAAUAGCUUUACUCAAGUUGAAGGCCGCAUUCUACCGGCUCCUAAGCUGAAAGUGGGCAAUGGAGAGGAUUUCUUUCCCCGCAAUGGACGGUGGAGCUUUCAGAAUAAGAAAUUUGUUGAGCCAGCCAAGAUACAGAAAUGGGCUGUGGUGAACUUCUCUGCUCGUUGUGAUGUGCGUGGGCUUAUAAGAGAUCUGACUAGAUUAGCUGAAAUGAAAGGACUUCUCACCGAACAACCUUUUGACGUGUUUGAGGAAAGCCCCCAAUUCAGAAGAGCCCCUCCUGCUGUUAGAGUGGAUAAAAUGUUUGAGGAGAUACAGGCUAAACUACCUGGGGCACCACUCUUCCUUCUUUGUUUGAUUCCAGAGAGAAAGAACUGCGAAAUCUAUGGUCCAUGGAAGAAGAAAAAUCUUUCUGACUAUGGAAUCAUCACCCAGUGCCUCUGUCCCAUGAGGAUCAAUGACCAAUACCUCACCAAUCUUCUUCUCAAGAUUAAUGCAAAGCUCGGUGGCUUGAACUCUCUGCUGACGGUGGAGCAGUCUCCUAAUAUUCCUGUGGUUUCCAAGGUCCCCACAAUGAUCCUUGGAAUGGAUGUGUCUCAUGGCUCUCCUGGGCAUUCUGAUAUUCCGUCCAUUGCUGCGGUGGUAAGCUCUCGCCAAUGGCCAUUAAUUUCUCGCUACAGAGCUACUGUCCGUACCCAAUCCCCUAAAGUAGAAAUGAUAGACUCUCUGUUUAAAAAGGUGUCUGAUGACGAGGAUGAAGGUAUAAUAAGAGAGCUUCUACUGGACUUUUAUGUGAGUUCCGGCAAAAGAAAACCUGACCAGAUUAUCAUAUUCAGGGAUGGAGUCAGCGAGUCUCAGUUCAUGCAGGUCUUAAACGUAGAAUUGGAUCAGAUCAUUGAGGCCUGCAAGUUCCUUGACGAGAAGUGGUGCCCCAAAUUUGUGGUGAUUGUUGCUCAGAAAAAUCACCACACAAAAUUCUUCCAGUCUGGAUCUCCAGAAAAUAAUGUUCCUCCUGGAACUGUCAUAGACAACAAAGUCUGUCAUCCUCGGAACAAUGAUUUCUAUCUUUGUGCGCAUGCAGGGAUGAUAGGAACCACUAGGCCUACGCACUACCAUGUGCUAUAUGACGAGGUCGGUUAUUCAGCAGAUGAUUUGCAGGAACUCGUACAUGCUCUAUCAUAUGUAUAUCAGAGAAGCACAACUGCGAUUUCUGUAGUCGCUCCGAUUUGCUACGCCCACUUGGCGGCGACCCAGCUGGGGCAUUUCAUCAAAUGCGAGGAUGCAUCAGAGACAUCGUCUAGCCAUGGUGGGCUGACAUCUGCUGGAGCCGUUCCCGUCCCUCAGAUGCCGAAACUGCAGGAUAACGUCAGCAGCUCCAUGUUCUUUGUCUAAGCCUAUCGUGCAUCAUUUUGGCCUCCGAUGGCAAGCUAAGGUGCAGUUUCAGCUGUAUGUGGUAGGAAUAUAGUAGUCCGUCUUCUUCCAUGGGGCUUCCGUGGGUUUUUCCCUGUGGAUAAUGCCAAAUAUCUAACUUAUAUUGACGGAAGGAUUGGUCUGUAUAAUGUGUUUAUAUGUCCUGACCUGGAUGUGACUUGGUAAAACUGCUAGGAUGUUUCUAAUGUAUGCUUGUGCUCUAGCUGCUCUGCAUGGCUCUGGUUGGAGUCGGUCUGCAGUAAGGUGUUAAUAUUUC